Messenger RNA from Haemonchus placei, 1551 nucleotides. The record is from the annotation of a GenBank genome assembly. NCBI's taxonomy places the organism in Eukaryota, Metazoa, Nematoda, Chromadorea, Rhabditida, Trichostrongylidae.
UUUGAAGUAUACAGUGCGAUAGCGGCCUGUCUGUUAAUUGGUGAGAUCAAAUUCGGGGAACGCAGUGGUCUGGACAUGAGUUACGUUGAUGGAAAAGCUGAAGUCGACGCGGUGACAUCGUUGCUUGGAUUGAAGUCGUCUCGUCUCGUAGAAGCACUUACGCAGCCAAGUAUACGAGUGGGUGAUAAGGUGAUCAGGAAGAAUCAAAAUAUGCAAAAGUCAAUAUUCUCCGCCGCCGCACUUGCAAAAGUCCUUUACGAGAGGAUAUUCAAAUGGCUGUUGGGCAAGUGCAAUGAAGCUAUCAGUGCCAAUACCAGCAUGUUAGCCGAUUCGAUCAUGAGCUCUUUCAUUGGAGUACUGGAUAUCGCUGGUUUUGAGAUCGUACAGAAAAAUUCAUUCGAGCAGUUAUGUAUAAACUACACGAAUGAGAAGCUGCAAGCGUUUUUCAAUCACUUUAUGUUCGUACGGGAACAAAGCGAAUAUUUGGAGGAGGGGAUUCAAUGGAUACAAAGCGAUUUCGCACUUGACUUGCAGCCAACUAUCGACAUCAUUGAGAAGCCACUCGGUUUGCUUUCACUGUUAGAAGAAGAAUGCGUUGUUCCCAAUGGUUCCGAUCAGUCACUUCUGCAAAAGCUCUGCACUACGCUGGAAAAAUCACCUCAAUUUAGGAAAGCAAAGCAAUCUCAAAGGUGUCAAUCUGUGAGACAUUUCACGAUCAAACACUAUGCGGGUAGUGUCGACUACAAUAUCGACUCAUGGGUGGAAAAGAAUCGUGACGUCGUCGAGAAUGCUAUACUAGAGGUGAUGGGAGAAUCAACAAAGCCUUUUGUGAAGAGCCUUUUUCCACCAGGUAGUUAUCAUAAUCUGGCACUUUAUCAACAAGAAAAUGUCCUAAAUCAUGUCUCAACGGAUUUGACUCGAUCUCGCCGUGGUACGCUUUGUCAGUCGACGGUUACCUUCCUCUACAAGAAUCAACUAAACAGCCUUCUGGAGACAUUAUCAUCGUCAUCAGCUCAUUUCAUUCGAUGUGUCGUGCCGAACUAUGAACGUGUGCCCAACAAAAUCGACGGACCCCUUGUACUCAGUCAGUUGAGGUGUAACGGCGUUUUGGAAGGAAUACGAAUCUGCCGUGAAGGCUAUCCGUCACGUCUCUCAUUUGCGGAAUUCGUACAAAGAUAUCGUAUGUUCGCCAAGGAAGCUCCUCAAAAUGGUGCGAUCGAAUACAGUCGUGGUGCGGAUGAGAUCUGUGUGGCAGCUGGUGUUGAUCCUCUUCGUUAUCAAAUUGGCAAGACAAAAAUCUUUUGUAAAAUAGGAGUUGUAUCAGAGCUAGAGGCUAAAAGAAGAGAUUACGUCAACAAUAUUAUCACCAACAUACAAGCACGUAUUCGUUGGAUUCACAUGCAGAGAGAUUGUCAAAUGAGGAAGAAGCGAUUAACGGCUACACGCACAAUACAAAACAAUGUGCGCAAGUUUGCUGAACUUGCUGACUGGCCAUGGUACCGAGUGUUUAACCUUGUCCGGCCGCUCAUACCUAAGGUAGGUGGAGCUUAG